AAGCCCUUGCACUACGGGAGCCUCCUGGGCAGCAGAGCUUGUGCCCAGAUGGCAGCAGCUGCCUGGGGCAGUGGCUUUCUCAAUGCUGUCCUGCACACGGCCAACACAUUUUCCCUGCCCCUCUGCCAUGGCAAUGCUGUGGACCAGUUCUUCUGUGAAAUCCCCCAGAUCCUCAAGCUCUCCUGUUCAGAUUCUUAUCUCAGGGAAACUGGCAUCCUUGUGUUUAGUGUUUCUUUAUCAUUUGGUUGUUUUGUUUUCAUUGUGUUGUCCUAUGUGCAGAUCUUCAGGGCUGUGCUGAGGAUGCCCUCUUGUCAGGGCCGGCACAAAGCCUUUUCCACGUGCCUCCCUCACCUGGCCGUGGUCUUCCUCUUUCUUAGCACUUCCAUGUUUGCCUACUUGAAGCCCGCUUCUAUAUCUUCCCCAUCUCUGGACUUGGUGGUGUCACUUUUGUACUCAGUGGUACCUCCGGCAGUGAACCCCAUCAUUUACAGCAUGAGGAACCAGCAGCUCAAAGUUGCAGACCCUUCUGCUGUGGAGGUGCUGAUGGGCAAUGAGCAGCAGGUGCCAAUUGCUAACACAACAGUGCACCUGAGGCAAUAUUGCACUAACAGAGACUCCCUGAGUCCCAUCUAUGAGCUGGUUCAUCGACUGGAGAGCCACGGAGUGAUCAGCAAUACUUGCUCACCCUAUAAUAGUCCCAUAUGGACAGUGCAAAAUUCGAAUGGUGAGUGGAAGAUAACGGUGCACUUCUGUGGCUUGAAUGAAGUCCCACCACCACUGAGUGCUGCUGUGCCAGGCAUGCUAGAACUUCAUUCAGUAUGA
Messenger RNA from Anas platyrhynchos (mallard), 822 nucleotides. The record is from RefSeq and is a predicted model, not a curated record. Lineage: Eukaryota; Metazoa; Chordata; Aves; Anseriformes; Anatidae.